Guillardia theta CCMP2712 is the source of this 825-nucleotide messenger RNA. RefSeq lists its product as hypothetical. The transcript is spliced from 2 exons. Gene Ontology annotation, molecular function: phosphoglycolate phosphatase activity. Lineage: Eukaryota; Cryptophyceae; Pyrenomonadales; Geminigeraceae. The record is from RefSeq and is a predicted model, not a curated record. The coding region runs from base 1 to 825 and encodes 274 amino acids. Gene Ontology annotation, biological process: DNA repair; dephosphorylation.
AUGUCUCUCAUCAAGAGCAUCGCUACAGGAGCUAUCGCUCACUCAAAGGGACUUGUCGUCCCUUCCCUCAGACCUCCUCUGCUGCAGAAUGCAAGCUCGAUCAGCCGAGCCUCCUACAGCGCGAUGAGCCCGAUGGUUGAAACCAUGGUUGCUCCCUCUCAGACACAGAAAGUGAAGCUCGUCAUCUUUGACAAGGAUGGGACCCUCAUCUCCUUCGACGCAACUUGGAGCAAGUGGGCAGACGAUCUGAUCUCUCGUUUCGUGAGCAAGUGCGGAGAGCAGCUGCGAACUCCUCUCGCAGACACCCUUGGGUACGACAUGGAGUUGAGGAAGGUACGCGGAGAGAAGUCGCUCAUGGCGUGGGCGGCGCAGCCCUUGAUCAGAAAGGCGGUGGAAGCUUGUCUGACAGAGCAAGGAGGGAUGAAGGAAGGAGACGCAAGGGAGGCGGUGAGGGAGUGCUGGGCUGAGUGCGAGGAGGGAGAGGUGUCCCCCAUCAGCAGGUGCACCAAGACCUUGUUCCAAACGCUGCACAGGAUGGGCAUCAUGACUGGGGUGUGCACGUCGGACGCGAGGAGGCCGACGGAGCUGAACCUGCGGAGCCUGGGGAUUUCUAGCAUGGUGCAUCAUUCCAUCUGCGGGGAUGACUCGUUCAACGUGCCCAAGCCAGCGCCGGACAACGCGUGGAACUUCUGCAAGAAACUCGGUACAGCGGGGGUGGCAGGAAGCAUCGGGGUGCUGUCCGGCGUGGGGACGGAGGAGGAUCUGAGGGGGAACGCGGAUGUGAUUGUAGAGAGUGUGGAUAGCGUGAUCGAGCUCGUGAGGUGA